This is a messenger RNA of Fulvia fulva, 2436 nucleotides long. RefSeq lists its product as uncharacterized. NCBI's taxonomy places the organism in Eukaryota, Fungi, Ascomycota, Dothideomycetes, Mycosphaerellales, Mycosphaerellaceae. The record is from RefSeq and is a predicted model, not a curated record. Bases 1 to 2436 code for a protein of 811 amino acids. The transcript is spliced from 4 exons.
AUGGCAAUCCGCCGCUACACCGCCGAGCAGCUCUACAUCCUGCGAGAAUCACCCCUAUGCCAACGACCAGACAACCUCCAGCCCAUCGAGUCGUAUUUAGAGUAUGUGUACGUGGAGAUUGAGGGUGUGCGCGAGAAGCUAAGGAUACACCACAGUGAGGGCUCGCCGCAAGCGACCCGCAAAGAAGACAAUGCGCAGAAGCAGAGGUUGCCCAAGCUGCCUGCUGCUGCACUGGCGGCUGGACAGGGGAGUAGUCCUAUGGGAGCAUUCUCGACUGGGCGGCCAACUUUGCCUACAAGAGGCAGUGCGUUGAGAACGAAUGGUGAAGAUGUCUCUCUUGGUCCGCCUAGAACUAUGUUCCCCAGCAGCAGGAACGUGCCGAAGCUGGCCGAUGUGCAGGGCAAGGCGCACGACGAUUCGACUCCUACGGACGAGAGCGAGAGUGCCCGAAGCCGCUUCUUUUCCGACCGUCAGCUUAACAGGCGCAGCAUGAACGAGAAGGACGCCGGCGCUGAGAACAACAAUGCUCGAGAUUGGGCGAAUGUCCGUGAACGAAGAGGCCAGCGCGACGGUGGCAGCAGAGAAGAGAAAGAUGAUGGAGAGCGACGGAAUGGGUAUGGAAACCGACAAGAUCCUCGAUGGGGCGGUCAACGAGACGACAAGCAGAACGGCGAGCGACGAGGUGGCUGGCGUGAGCGAGAAGCGCGGCGUGAUAGAGAUCAGGAUCGACAUGAAAAGGAGCCAGAAUGGAUGGACGAGCCGGUCGUCAAGCAAGAGAAAGAGCUUGGUCUGGGCAUGGCGCGUACACAAGACGAGUUCCAGAAGUGGAAGGAAAGCAUGAGCAAGAAGAGCAAGGGCGAGCCAGAGAGAGAGGAGAACGUUGAGGCGACACGGAUACCUGAGCCAGCGCCAGAACCAAAGCCUGCUGUUGCGCCAUUGAAGCUGGGAGCCAUCGACUCCAGUUUGUUUGGUAGUUGGGAGAAUGCGAGCUCAACACCACAGAGCGCGACAACGCCAUCGGCUGGCACAGGGAGUAUCAGGGCAGCGAGAGCAAAGGGAGGAAAGACCAGUCGCUUCGCGUCAAUGUUCAAGCCAGUCGAACCCGAGCCGGCUCCUGCGCCCCCACUACCACCACCGAUGCCAGCGGAUGAGUCCACGAAUGGAAACAGCAAGACGUCGGCAGAGGAUCACGAAGGCUUCAAUCGAGUGCUUGCCAUGCUUGAGUCUGCCAAGAUAUCCCAGCCCACACCACCUGCGGCAGCAGCAGUCCCACCUCCACCGCCGGCGGCUGAGCAAAUGCCAGCGUCCCCUCCACCUGUCAUCAAGCCUGCUGGCGCGAACGGCACGAUCAAGAAGAGUCGGUUCACGGACAUGUUCUCGCAGAAGAGUCCCGAGAGACUGCAAUCGCCUCAGCAGGGCGGUGUGCAGCUUGGAGACAGUUUGUUCGGAAGCGAUGGACCGCACCGACAACAGCAAGAGCAGGCAAUACCACGAACGCAAGAACAGGCUUCGACCAUGUCGCCAGCGCCGAAUGGCAUACCCUUCAAUGCCCUGCGCGAGCAACAACCUCGUCCUUCUUCGAGUCGUAAUCAGAAGGAUAUGUUCGAUCCGCCGUCCCGAGGUGCGGCGUCACCAGACGUCAACAUCCAGAAUCUACUGGCACAACGGCAGCGCCCACAGCUGCAGAGCAAUGACAGCCAGAAGCUUCUGAACCUCCUUAAGAAGGACACAUCUGGGUCAAGACCACAGUCGCAACAGGCGCUGCCGAUGCAUGGUGGUAUCGACCAAUUGCAGCUUCAGCAGUGGCUCGCAUCACAGCAACCCUCGCCUAUGCCUCAAGAGCCACAAGCCCCGAAGCCAAGAGGACCACCGCAGCCGCCUGGGCACUUCGAGGAGCAGCUUAUGCGGAACUAUCAGCAAGAGCAGCCGCAGCAGAUGUACGCGCAGGAGACUGUGCGUCGCAGUCAACAGCGUGCCCCACCGGGUUUCGGUGUGCAUGAUGAGCAUGCCAUCUUCUUGCAGCAGCAACAGCAGCAGCAGCAACUCCGUCGUCAGCAGCAGUUCUCUGAACCACCGCCGCCGGUGCCGCAACAGCAAAUACCAGGUCCUGGCCGCAGGAUGAGUGGACACCCGAACCUGCCACCAAUGCAGAUUCCACAACAGCAGUUCCCUCCUGACCUCCACCAAUUGUCUUCUCCUACCGGUGCGCCGCCUCCUCCUGGAUUUGGUUUCCCUCACAACGUCAACAUCUUCCAAGGUGCGCAGCAACAACAACGUGGACCUCCACCGCCUGGGUUUGCCGGGAAUGCGCCUCCUGGGUUUUAUGGAGCUCCACAAGGUAUGCCACCUGGUUUCCAGCAAGUCCGCUCGCCAAUCGACGGCAUGCCGCCUAACAUGCGCUUCAACCAGAACGGUAUGGGUGGAAGGCCGAUCUAG